Messenger RNA from Orbicella faveolata, 5394 nucleotides. RefSeq names its product von Willebrand factor A domain-containing protein 7-like. Lineage: Eukaryota; Metazoa; Cnidaria; Anthozoa; Scleractinia; Merulinidae. The record is from RefSeq and is a predicted model, not a curated record.
GUUAGACGUUUGUGGUAGACAUGGAUCUAAAGGUCUCUAUUGUUAAAAUCACUGAGUUGAUGAAUGUUUCUUCGGCCCCAAUCUGUAUUUAACCCUUCAGGUUUGGGUUAAAAGGUUAAAGAAAACACUUGAAAUUUUGCCAGUUUGUCUAAAAAAGUGAAAUCCUGCUAGGAGUAGACAAACGUAUCAAUUUCUCAGAAGCUGAAGGGUAGGUUUUAGGUUUUGUGUCUUCUGGAAUCUCGUCUGCCAAUUGGGAUCUGUUGUUGAAAUGGCGACUAUAUAUUUGGCACUCUUUUUCAAAGUUGGUUUCCUUUGCCUGGCUAUGUCGACCAAUGUUUGUAAUGGGAACCUCUUUAGCUCACUCAAGUUCACUCGCGAUGCUCUGUUCGGAUUCUCUCGAGUUGUUGCAAAGCCUGCGACCACGAAAUCACCCAUCGAACUUGCUCUCGGCCGGUCGUUUGGAGGCCCCAAGAGACAACCGCAAAGCGUCAAUGUUUACCGACCUUCCAACAAAUUCCUCGAAGUUAUCAACGAGAUCGAAAAAGCCGUAGCAAACGCAGGAGCGAUUGAUAGCCGGCUGCGAGACAACGAGCAGACAAAGACCAAAUUGUCUCGCCUCUUGGCAAACGCGAUAAAAAGUAAAAGCUACAAAUACGCCAGGGAUGUCCUUGGAAAUAUUUUGCAUUUGCUCAGCACAGAGUCUUCGAGGCGUAGAAAAAGGUCUCCCGAAAACGCAGGUACAACGUUUCUUCAAGAACUUCGUCAAACCCUUGGGAACGACACAUUUGAUAGCUUUAUGGCGGUCAAAGGAGAUGUCUCUCUAAUUUUCGUUGUUGAUGAUACAGGAAGCAUGAGCGAUGAAAUUCAAGCCGUGAAAAAGAUCGCAAUUGCUGUGGCAAAUUAUCCGCGUGAGGCACCAGUAGAGUAUAUAUUAUCACCUUUCAAUGACCCAAUGUCAGACGCGGGUGAAAUGGUAACGAAACAGGAUAACCAAUCAAUGGAAUUUGUGCAGGCGAUCGACGCUCUAAAUGCUCACAAAGGAGGGGACUGCCCAGAAUAUACUUUUCAGGGAAUAUUAAAUGCCCUUGGACAGGAACCCCUCCUUGGCUCGCCCAUGUACGUCUUCACUGACUCUGGUCCUAAAGAUGCUACACCUGAAAACAUAGAAGAAGUGAAAAUGUUAGCAGAAGAUGACGAAAUCACAAUCAACUUUCUUUCAACAGGAAGCUGCCAUGGUGAUGAACUCCAUCCAGCUUUUCGCGAACUCUCAGAUUUCACCUCGGGUCAAGCUCUGUUGUUGAAAGACGCAGCAGAAAUCGAAAAGCUUAAGAAUAGCACGGUGAAGGCCUUGGAAGGGACUGCCUUCAUUAGCAUGGGAUCGAGCCUACGGGCCAGGAAGAAAAGAAGCUCGGGGAGACCAAGUCAGUACAGGUUUCCCAUCGAUGAUUCCAUUGAGACAAUGACGAUUUCUGUUAAAACGACUCGACGCGAUACAAAUGGGCAUGGAAUAAUUUUGAAGGAUCCAACAGGUGCCACAGUUACGGCUGAGAAAAUCGUUCUUACCCAGGUCUCUGUCUACCAGAUCACAAAACCUGCGCUGGGUAACUGGACUCUGGAGAUAUCUGACGACACUACAGGGGGGCAUGAGUAUUUUGUUAAGUCAAGCAGCAACACCAACAUCGACUUCAAACACUAUUUCAUGAUUCCGCUCGGGCGUGGUCGCAGGAAAGCUGUUGCGUCUUUUGCAAAUCCAAUUACUGGUUUGUACUACGUAUAUUUUUUCGUAACAAAGGUAGGUUUUAGGUUUUGUGUCUUCUGGAAUCUCGUCUGCCAAUUGGGAUCUGUUGUUGAAAUGGCGACUAUAUAUUUGGCACUCUUUUUCAAAGUUGGUUUCCUUUGCCUGGCUAUGUCGACCAAUGUUUGUAAUGGGAACCUCUUUAGCUCACUCAAGUUCACUCGCGAUGCUCUGUUCGGAUUCUCUCGAGUUGUUGCAAAGCCUGCGACCACGAAAUCACCCAUCGAACUUGCUCUCGGCCGGUCGUUUGGAGGCCCCAAGAGACAACCGCAAAGCGUCAAUGUUUACCGACCUUCCAACAAAUUCCUCGAAGUUAUCAACGAGAUCGAAAAAGCCGUAGCAAACGCAGGAGCGAUUGAUAGCCGGCUGCGAGACAACGAGCAGACAAAGACCAAAUUGUCUCGCCUCUUGGCAAACGCGAUAAAAAGUAAAAGCUACAAAUACGCCAGGGAUGUCCUUGGAAAUAUUUUGCAUUUGCUCAGCACAGAGUCUUCGAGGCGUAGAAAAAGGUCUCCCGAAAACGCAGGUACAACGUUUCUUCAAGAACUUCGUCAAACCCUUGGGAACGACACAUUUGAUAGCUUUAUGGCGGUCAAAGGAGAUGUCUCUCUAAUUUUCGUUGUUGAUGAUACAGGAAGCAUGAGCGAUGAAAUUCAAGCCGUGAAAAAGAUCGCAAUUGCUGUGGCAAAUUAUCCGCGUGAGGCACCAGUAGAGUAUAUAUUAUCACCUUUCAAUGACCCAAUGUCAGACGCGGGUGAAAUGGUAACGAAACAGGAUAACCAAUCAAUGGAAUUUGUGCAGGCGAUCGACGCUCUAAAUGCUCACAAAGGAGGGGACUGCCCAGAAUAUACUUUUCAGGGAAUAUUAAAUGCCCUUGGACAGGAACCCCUCCUUGGCUCGCCCAUGUACGUCUUCACUGACUCUGGUCCUAAAGAUGCUACACCUGAAAACAUAGAAGAAGUGAAAAUGUUAGCAGAAGAUGACGAAAUCACAAUCAACUUUCUUUCAACAGGAAGCUGCCAUGGUGAUGAACUCCAUCCAGCUUUUCGCGAACUCUCAGAUUUCACCUCGGGUCAAGCUCUGUUGUUGAAAGACGCAGCAGAAAUCGAAAAGCUUAAGAAUAGCACGGUGAAGGCCUUGGAAGGGACUGCCUUCAUUAGCAUGGGAUCGAGCCUACGGGCCAGGAAGAAAAGAAGCUCGGGGAGACCAAGUCAGUACAGGUUUCCCAUCGAUGAUUCCAUUGAGACAAUGACGAUUUCUGUUAAAACGACUCGACGCGAUACAAAUGGGCAUGGAAUAAUUUUGAAGGAUCCAACAGAUGCCACAGUUACGGCUGAGAAAAUCGUUCUUACCCAGGUCUCUGUCUACCAGAUCACAAAACCUGCGCUGGGUAACUGGACUCUGGAGAUAUCAGACGACACUACAGGGGGGCAUGAGUAUUUUGUUAAGUCAAGCAGCAACACCAACAUCGACUUCAAACACUAUUUCAUGAUUCCGCUCGGGCGUGGUCGCAGGAAAGCUGUUGCGUCUUUUGCAAAUCCAAUUACUGGAAAAUUAAACAAGAUGGUGUUAAAAUUGCUGGCUGAGGAAGGAAAAGUCAACACUGAUUCUCUUCGCCUACGGAUCGUGACCAAAUCGGGUGCUGUGAUCCGGGAAUUAAAAAUACAGUCACAUGGUAGCACACAUUACGAAACAAGUUUCAUCCCACUCACCACUCCCUUCAGACUCAAACUCACUGGAACCACUGAAAAGGGGCAUACAUUUGAGAGGCUGUCCCAUCGUGAGAUAAAACCAACCACUGCAGUUCUCAGAGCCAAACACGCCAGCAAUGAUUUCACUCUUCCCUUGAAUGUGACCACGUACCUUCAUUUUCAAAUCUGCAACUUCGGUGACAGUGAACUGUUUGAGAUCGUCGUAAAGAAGGACAGUUUGAAUUUCAUCGUGCACCAAAGUGCCAGUUCACAGCGACCCAAACAUGUUGCGAAAGACCGUUGCACCUUGGUGUUCGUUCGUGCUAAAGCCACGCGACCAGAGAACGUGCACAAGACGAAUUCCGUUACCUUGAUUGCUAAAGGGCAGUCCUCAGGUGUCAUCGUUUCACGGGUCAUGAGGCUCUUUGUAGUCAACGCAGAGGGCUAACUGAGUAACCGGCUUUAACAAUAGCUCCCGUAAAAAAAAAACAUGGAGUCUUGAUUUUACUUUGCACACGAGCGCAGCCAAGAUUAGAUAGGGAGCAUAUAAUAAACUAAUACUACUUAUUAGUAACAAGGCCCAAUAAAUGAAUACAUUUGAUGAUGAUAAUAACAGACUACUAAAGCAAACGCGAGUUGAUUUAUUUCAAGUUUAAAAAUACAUCAAUAGAUGUAGCGAACCAGUAACAGAACAGAAUAGAACAAUUAUGGGCGAGGAAAGCCGCGGCUAAAGCUCAAAACGUUGCUAAGAACUUUUCCAUGUUAAAAGCCCGAAGAUUUUACUGUAAAAACGCAUUCUGUAGAAACAAUAUAUGCGAGUCCUGACAGAAACAGAUCUAGUAAAUGCUGUGCUUCAUUAUUUUUUCGACAUAGGGCUGCUCUUGAACAACCCUAACUCCUUGGCACUUUUCCUUCCCCUUGCAGUUAUUCUCCGGAUAAUUUUUUGUAACGCUUGCGUAAAUUCUCUCUCAGCGCUGAGCUAGACACUUUUUCAGCCUCGCACACUCUGUAUGGAAACUGUGAUUUGAUGUGACAAUCUGUCCCGAGACCUCGCAGAGGUAACCAGCUUUUAUAGUUGAGAUUUACCUUAAAAUCACGAUUAAUCAUUAACUAUGUCAGGUUAUGUUAACUUUCCUAGACUUAUAAAGGUAGAAAGUUGCGUUAGUGCCCAUUCUUCCACGAAGUUACGGGGGUGGCGAAUUUAUACAGGCAUCAAUCACCUCGAGAUUUUCUCAACUUGAAGGAAAGGGUUUGCUCAUCAGUAAUAUAAAUGCAUGCUUGAUCAUUUAACUAGUACAGAAGAAACAUAUACAGAGAAAUAGUUUGUUGCAAUUUGCAGCAGGUCAAUAACUUUACCAGCAGCCAGGAAUGUUCAUCUAACAAAUAUAUUUCAGUCGUAGUAAACCGGAAUGUUUAUCUAACAAAUAUAUUUCAGUCGUAGUAAACCGUCAAAAGCUAUUAAAGCACUGAGGUAUUGAAGUUGACUUUCGAAAGAGAUUGCAGGUCGGCUUUCUUCUUUAUUCCAUUUGGAGAACUCUGGAAUUAGUGAAAGAAAAUUAUUUGCAACUUGCUCUAUUUAAUCAGAAAAAGCACGCGAAUUUUCUUAACCAAUCAGGAACAACAACGAUACAUUCUGUGACUUUCCUUUCCCGCGCCUUCCGCUGGCUGCACGUUUUCCCGCACUUGGCGCUGGGUGCAUGUUUUCCCGCGCUUGACACUGGUAAAUGUUCUCCCGCGCUUGGCAUGUUUUCCCGCGCUUGGCGCUAGGUGCAUGUUCUCUCGCGUCUGGCACUGGUUACAUGUUUUCCCGCGCUUGGUGCUGGCGGGACAUUUUCCCGCGUUUGGCGCUGGUUGCAUGUUUUCGCGCUUGGCGUUGGCUACACAUUUUCCCUCGCUUGGCACCGGUUG